Messenger RNA from Biomphalaria glabrata, 2550 nucleotides. RefSeq names its product protein rolling stone-like. NCBI's taxonomy places the organism in Eukaryota, Metazoa, Mollusca, Gastropoda, Planorbidae. Bases 181 to 966 code for a protein of 261 amino acids. The transcript has 7 exons. The record is from RefSeq and is a predicted model, not a curated record. Gene Ontology annotation, cellular component: membrane.
GACACUUUUGAUGAGUCUCGCUUACUAGAGCACGCUUAUCAACACUCAUUGCUUUAUGAAUCAUCACAGCCGGAAACAAAUUUCGGGACAACUACUGCUACCAAUUCUUCGUCAACAUCCUCACCAAAUUUAAGGAUUCCUCAGAGCGCAAGCAAUUACUUCACACAUAAGCUUGAGAAGAUGUGUACGGACAAACUGUCACUAAAAAACGUUGAUCCAUCCUUGUUUGGCGCUUCUCAGUGGCCAAUAUCAAACGUUGUCUUUGUCUUCUGGAGGUUCUUUUGGCUGGUAUGGCACUUCGUUUGGACUUACUUCAGUAUACAACAUGAACUGAAUCUCGGCCAUGGCUGGAAGUGGCUCAUCUACAUGACCAACCACUCUUACUUUAUGUUAACAAUGCAUAGUCUGUUCUUUUUUCUUGUUCUACUGUAUCAAAGGAUUAGGCAGCCUGUUGAGACCAAAUGGUAUCACAGUAUAGUGUGGCUCUUGACCACCUUGUCAUUUGACACUGCCAUACUGGUCAGUCUACUUUACUGGACCUUGGAAUAUAAAGGUGUGUUACGUGUUCAUUCCAUCAUGACUCACGCCAUCAACAGUGUGUAUGUGUUGUUAGAUGUAGUCCUAGUGGCUCUACCUGUACGUCCACUUCAUAUGAUCUACACUCUGACCUACUACGUCUUCUUCUUGGUGUUUAGCAUCACUUAUCAACUGCUGGGAGGCACCAAUUCCUUAGGCGAACCCUACAUCUACAGAGCUCUGAAUUGGAACAAGGUGGGUCCUUCGCUGCUCAUAAGUUCCAUUGUGAUUUGUGCAGGUGUCCCCCUGGUUCACCUGUUCCAGUUUGCCUGUUACACCUGUCGUGAUUGUGUCUACAGAAGAAGCUUUGGAAGUGGCAAGAUCAAGGCUGUAGACGAGCCUAUCGAGGUUAAAGUGGAGGCUCAGCAAAGUGAAAAAUUGAAUCGCUGAAAACAAAACAAAACAAAAAGAAAACAAACCAACACACAACAUGAACACAUCUAGUGUCUGACGUGUGACGUCAUUUAGCUCUACAGUUAGUUGAUCCACCUUGGUUACUACACAAACAAACUAGAAAGAAAAGAAGCAGCUGAGAGCUAUUGGGGUGGGGGGGGGGGCAGUGCUCAUAGAAGAGAGAACAAAAAUCCCAGCAUUAACGUCCCCAAGCAUCUUGAAAUGUUACAGUACUAAUAAUAUAGUUGGAAGAAUUGGGGAAAAAGGUGUACGUGGGGGGGGGGGUAUCUCUACUCUCUCCCACAGCUAUGGCUGGGGAUAUCUCCUCUCUCUCCUACAGCUAUUGCUGGGUAUCUCUACUCUCUCCCACUGCUAUGGUUGGGGUUAUCACCCUCUCCCACAGCUAUGGCUAAAGGUAUAUCCACUCUCUCCCAUAGCUAUGGCUGGGGGAUAUAUCCAUUCUCUCCCACGGCUAUGGCUUAGCUGACUUUACUUUUAAACCCAGCUCUGUAGACCCCUGUGUACCAAGUUACCACGAUAAUAAGUAUUAUUACAGUAUUACAUUGUGUACCAUUCUCUGAAUAUCUAUCGCCACUUCUUAAAAAAACAACUUCUCUGAUUAUGUGACAUGUGCCCAAGUGUUCUAGUGUUGUCAAGGACGCCAGUUGAAGUCAUGACUCACUACAGCAAUGCUGCCGCCUUCAUGUUGCUGAACGUCUUGUCAUGUUGCUGAUAAACCAAAUUCUCUUUUUAUCCUUCAAAAAAAUGAAUGGAAUGUUUGCUUAACAAUAAGCCAGGAAUGAGGGGCGGGGGAAAGCUAUGUUUGACCUUUGACACAGCUUGUGUCAACUAAUGAUUAAUAGCAAAUAUAAAUGUAGACCUAUAUUAGUCAUAACAGGGGAAAUAAUGAGAUCCUAUUUUAAGGUAAUUGAUAUUUACAGAGUUACGAGUCUUUAUUGUAGGCCUAUCAGCACUAAGAAAUCGACUACGUGCUAGUUGUUCCGUUUUGUUAUUCUGUCGGUUUCACUGCAUGUUAGGAAUGUCUGCUUAGCAUUGGACAGGGACGUCAGACAUUCCAAUCUUGGUCUCUCUUAAAGCAAUGCAUUGACAUCAACACUGACCUAUAUUUGGAGAUAUUUCACAGGAAUGUUGAUGUCAUAAAUUUUGAGCUGUUCGCUUCCACACAUUUACCCCACACACGUGUUGACGUUGAUUCUUUUUGCAAGCACACACACAUACACACAUGAUUGACAUCACGUGACGGACAGAAAUGUAAUACAUAAAAGAAUCAUGUAGGGCCAAAAGGUUUUUAUAUAAAAAAAAAAAGAAUAAAAUGAAAACAUAAAAGUUCCUAUCUUUUUGAUUUCACAUAUUUUGUUAAAGUUUUAAUAUUUUCUUUAUUUUAAAAUGUGUAUACAUCUACGAAGAGAAACGAGUAUCUUUUUCAACCUUUAGAAUCUGACAAUGAAAGUAGACUGAUUGGGUUCAUUCAGACAGACAGGAUUUUUUUAAAAAAGACACUUUUAGACCUAAAUGUGACGUAAACAGUUACGUGGUAUGGAAAUGAUGAAUAUUUUCUAA